Molecule: messenger RNA, 465 nt
Organism: Zymoseptoria tritici IPO323
Lineage: Eukaryota; Fungi; Ascomycota; Dothideomycetes; Mycosphaerellales; Mycosphaerellaceae
Exons: 3
Coding region: 48-233 (61 amino acids)
Cellular component (GO): mitochondrial inner membrane
Source: RefSeq, a predicted model, not a curated record
AACCAGUCGCAGAACACUCCACGACACACCCAAGUGACAAAUCAAAAAUGGCAGGAGGACACGGUCCAGGCCCCCGACACGGCGGCGCGCACCCCAUCGCUAUCCCACCCGUCCGACCUCUCUACCGAUUCGCCGCCGUUGGGCUCGGAGCUUCGAUGUGGUUCUUCCUCUUCUACCGCGCACGAUACGAUCUUCCGGUUCUCCUCGGAAUGAGGCAUCCUUGGGAUCAUUGAGCGGGAAUGGAGGUGCAGGGAGGGAGAGAGAGGAAAGCGGAUGGAAUGGAUGUGAAGAUGGUGCAAGGACUGAGGAGCGGAAUGGGUGAGGAGGUGAAAAGAGGGUGGUCUGUACAAAUGCACCGAGACGACACGUCGGCAAUCGGCACGGAGCGAGCAGAGAGAGAUAGGAAGAACAAUUGCAAUCGAGUCGAAAGGACCGAGCUGACCGUCCUCUCGACACAUACCUGUC